AUGUCUUCCAAAGACGAGCCCCUCGGCGCCGAAAAGGGCGAGGCCGCUGGCUUGCCCACCUAUGAGGGCACCAGCCAGGUCAUCUCCAAGGAGGCCACGUCUCCCGCCUUUCGUGAGGGCAACUGGUAUACCCGCAAUGGCCUCAACUUGGAGUCCUUCAAAAAGGCCCAGUAUGGCCUCGGCACCACCGAGCUCGACCGUCCCAUGAAGACGCGCCACCUGCACAUGAUUGCCAUUGGCGGCUCCAUCGGCGCUGGCUUCUUUGUCGGGUCCGGCGCCGCCCUGAGCAAAGGUGGCCCUGGCAGUGUUUUCAUUGAUUUUCUCAUCAUCGGUAUCAUGAUGUUCAACGUCGUCUAUGCUCUCGGUGAACUCUCGGUCCUCUACCCCGUCUCGGGUGGCUUCUACACGUACUCGGCUCGUUUCAUUGACCCCUCGUGGGGCUUCGCCAUGGGCUGGAACUAUGUCUUCCAGUGGGCCAUCGUCUUGCCACUGGAAUUGACAGUCUGCGGCUUGACCAUUCAGUACUGGAACGUGGACAUAUCCGUCGGUGUCUGGGUCGCCGUGUUUCUGGGCGCCAUCAUCAUCAUCAACGUCUUUGGCGCCCUCGGCUACGCCGAAGAGGAGUUUUGGUCGUCGUGCUUCAAGCUGGCCGCCACCGUCAUCUUCAUGAUCAUCUCCCUCGUCCUCGUCUGCGGCGGCGGGCCCUCGAGCGGCCGAUAUAACCAAUACUGGGGCGCCCGCUACUGGUACGACCCUGGUGCCUUCAAGAACGGCUUCAAGGGCUUCUGCUCCGUCUUCGUCACCGCCGCCUUCUCCUUCUCCGGGACCGAGCUGGUGGGUCUGGCUGCCGCCGAAUCCAAGAACCCUGCCAAGUCGCUACCGGGCGCCAUCAAGCAGGUCUUUUGGCGAAUCACCCUCUUUUACAUCCUUGGCCUUUUCUUUGUCGGCCUGCUCGUCGACUCCAACGAUCCCGCUCUGCUUACCGACAACGCCUACGCCGACGUCAAGGCCUCGCCCUUUGUCCUGGUGGGCAAGUACGCGAACCUCCGCGGCUUCGAUCACUUCAUGAACCUUGUCAUUCUCGUCUCCGUCUUGUCCAUUGGCGUCUCGGGCGUCUACGGCGGCUCACGCACCCUCACAGCCCUUGCUCAGCAAGGUUACGCCCCCAAGCUCUUCACCUACAUUGAUAAGUCCGGUCGGCCUCUGCCGUCCGUCAUCUUCAUCAUCAUAUUUGGUCUGCUGGCCUUUAUCAACCUCGACGCCAAGGGCCCCGUCGUCUUCGACUGGCUGCAGGCGCUGUCGGGUCUGGCCGCCCUCUUUACCUGGGGCUCCAUCUGCCUGGCCCACAUCCGAUUCCGCAAGGCUUGGAGAUUUCAUGGCCACACCCUCGACGAGAUUCCCUUCAAGGCCGCUGGCGGCGUCUACGGCUCGUGGCUCGGCCUGGGUCUCUGCUUCCUCGUCUUGGCCGCACAGUUCUACACCGCCAUUGUGGCUCCCCCGGGCAAGUCGGGCAUGGGCACCGCCGAGGGCUUUUUUAAGUCGUAUCUGGCAGCGCCGGUCGUGCUCUUCUUCUGGGCCGGCGGCUAUCUCUGGAAGCGCGAAGGCUGGAUCCGGACGGCUCAGAUGGACGUGGAUACGGGCCGGCGUGAGCUCGACUGGGACGCGAUCCACGCCUACCGGGGACAGGUAGCGUCAUGGCCCGCGUGGAGACGGCUGCUCAACCUCAUAAUGUAG
Messenger RNA from Hirsutella rhossiliensis, 1734 nucleotides. RefSeq names its product amino acid permease domain-containing protein. Gene Ontology annotation, cellular component: membrane. NCBI's taxonomy places the organism in Eukaryota, Fungi, Ascomycota, Sordariomycetes, Hypocreales, Ophiocordycipitaceae. Gene Ontology annotation, molecular function: amino acid transmembrane transporter activity. The record is from RefSeq and is a predicted model, not a curated record. Gene Ontology annotation, biological process: amino acid transmembrane transport. The transcript is spliced from 4 exons. The coding region runs from base 1 to 1734 and encodes 577 amino acids.